Anthonomus grandis grandis is the source of this 1552-nucleotide messenger RNA. RefSeq names its product CAAX prenyl protease 1 homolog. The record is from RefSeq and is a predicted model, not a curated record. The transcript has 2 exons. Lineage: Eukaryota; Metazoa; Arthropoda; Insecta; Coleoptera; Curculionidae. Gene Ontology annotation, molecular function: metalloendopeptidase activity. Gene Ontology annotation, cellular component: endoplasmic reticulum membrane. The coding region runs from base 84 to 1406 and encodes 440 amino acids. Gene Ontology annotation, biological process: CAAX-box protein processing.
AACCUAACCUUCAAUACUUUUUAUUUUUUAUGCCACACAGAAGGAAAAAACUUAAAUAUAAAAUAUAGAAUAAAUAAAUAAAAAUGGGGAUUUUGUCUGUUAUUGAUAGGCUGGACGAUCAAGCUGUACGGAAUAUAAUACUUUUUCUGCUAUGGGCCGAUUAUCUUUGGGAAACUUACCUUUCUAUACGACAAUACCGAGUUGCAACCAAAGCUCAACAAAUCCCCAACCAGCUAAAAGAUGUAAUGAAAAAGGAAGAAUAUGACAAAGCCAGAGAAUACAGCCUAGCGAAACUGAAAUUCGGAUUUGUCAAAGACGCAGAAUCGAUUAUAGUUAACACAAUAGUUUUACACCAAGCAUUUUUGGCGACUGUGUGGAAUUUUACAGAGGAUUUAAACCCUUUCUCUGAUGAGGUAUCAACCAGUUGUAUAUGGCUUAUAUUGCUACAGCUUUUCUCAACUAUAAUUGAUUUGCCUUUUAAUAUCUAUUAUACAUUUGUUAUAGAAGAAAAGUUUGGCUUUAACAAGCAGACUCCUGGUUUCUUUAUUUGGGAUAAAAUAAAGCAGUUUCUGGUAUUUCAAGUGAUCACUGCCAUGAUAGCUUCCAUUGUAAUUGUGGUGAUUAAAAAUGGUGGAGACUAUUUCUUCAUCUGGUUAUGGGCAGUAGUUGGAGUCAUUACUUUAAUACUACUGACAAUUUAUCCUGCUGUCAUUGCACCUCUGUUUGAUAAAUACACACCCCUACCUGAAGGAGCUCUCAGAACCGAUAUAGAGAAAUUAGCAUCAAGUCUAAAAUUUCCUCUGUCAGAAUUAUAUGUAGUUGAAGGGUCUAAAAGGUCAUCUCAUAGCAACGCCUAUUUCUACGGCCUAUUUAAAUCAAAAAGAAUUGUCCUCUUUGACACCUUACUUGCCAAAGAUGAUGGCAGUGGUUGCAAGGAUGAUGAAAUUUUAGCCGUAUUAUCUCAUGAGCUUGGUCACUGGAGUAGAAACCACACCAUUAAGAACUUAAUCAUAGUACAAAUAAAUUUGUUCCUAUUGUUUAGUGUAUUUGGAGCUAUAUUUAAAUACCCAAAGUUAUAUACAUCUUUGGGUUUCUAUAAGAGCAAACCUGUUCUUGUAGGCAUGUUUGUAGUUUUGCAAUAUGUCAUGAUGCCAUACAAUACAGUAUUAUCGUUUCUGAUGACAGUGUUAUCCAGGAAAUUUGAGUUUGAAGCUGACGACUUUGCUGUUCAACUAGGAAAAGGCGCUGCUUUAGAAAGAUCUCUGCUUAAACUUAAUAAGGAUAAUUCAGGAUUUCCUGUUCACGAUUGGUUAUAUUCUGUAUGGCACUACUCCCACCCUCCAUUGCUGCAAAGAAUUGAAGCUUUACGGGAGGGAGUAAAAAGAUUUGAAGGAAAGAAAAAAUAAAAUUAACCAUUAGUUUAAUUUAUUAUACUUGAAGUAUCUUAGGUAUUUAUAUAUUAAUUACGAUUAUGAUAUAUGAAUGCGAAUGCUUUUUGUGUAUAUUUCUGGUCAAUAAACUUCGUAUGUACGUCAGGUUCAUGAAAUUUGAA